Messenger RNA from Actinia tenebrosa (Australian red waratah sea anemone), 1985 nucleotides. RefSeq lists its product as uncharacterized. NCBI's taxonomy places the organism in Eukaryota, Metazoa, Cnidaria, Anthozoa, Actiniaria, Actiniidae. The record is from RefSeq and is a predicted model, not a curated record.
UCUCCCAAAAAUGCAUUAACACUGCUGGGGAGUAUAAACUCCAGCAGACCAAAGAGGCUAUCCUCAUGCAAAGCGACUUUUAGAACGAAGACUCUACAUCGCAGUCAAGAUGAAGAAAGCCGUAAGCUUCUCGCUAAUUCUUGUGAUAGCUGCAAUUUCUACCCAAGUCGAGGGUGAAAAACGAAAGCCGCUUGGAACCCCGACGUCACCUCCCAAGACGGGAUGGAGAUUCGGGAAUGGUCCCUGCAUGUGUAACACAUCUACGCCAAAACACAAAACACAUCAGGUACACCCAACAGCAGGACAUCAUCCAUCUGGACCACAUGGUCCCCAAAUGCACCAUCCAUCCAAGCCUCAUGGACAUCAUCCAUCGCCGGGACCACAUGGUCCCUCAAUGCGUCCAAGAAGAAAUGGUCCCCAGGGACAUCAUCAUAAGGGUUCUCACCCGACUAGACGUCCCAUUCGUAACCAUAGACAGGGUGGUCCAAAGAAACACCAACGUGGUCCUCAUCAUCGCCAUGGCCCAAAGCGAAAACAGGAAACGAAAGUAUGGAGGAAAUGUGUUUGCAGAAAACCAGCAGAUAAGGGUUUCAAAAUAAAGUUCAGGAUGAUGAAAAAAUGGCUUCCUGACAUGGCAAACCCCGGGUCUAAAGCUUACAGACGACUGACUGACAAAAUUAAUAAGAAGCUUUCUAAAGUUCUUAAAACAGAGACGAAAAGCAUCUACAAUAUGCGCUUCACGAAAGGCAGCAUUGUGGCAGAGUUUGAAGUCAAGGAGUCGGAAAUCACGAAGGACCCAGAGAAAGCCUUGAGGCACUCCAUUUAUAAUGGUCAAUUGAAAGACUUGGAGAUUCAACCAGAAUCCUUAGUGGUCCAGGAGAGUUAUUCAGGAGUUAAACUGAGUGAAUGGAAAACAGACGAAUCUGAAUGUCACAGGUGUCACUCAGUCACGCAAACACGGGAAUGCACAGAGGUCACAGCCUCGUGUGAUGGAAUACCGCUGACCAGAAAUGCCAGCUGUUACGAUGCGUGUCCUCCUUCUCGAACAAUUGGAUGCGGAGGAUACAGCAGAUUUCAAAUCGCAAAAGUGAUGCUCAUUGUUUGUCUCAUCGUGGGAGUAUUGUUGAUCGUAGCAGCUUUGGUCGUAAUUAGAAUCAAAAGGGCUCGACGCAACAAUCUCAAAGAAAGUCCCUCGACCAGCUCUUUCAAGCCAUUUGUGACAGAAGAUAACCAUAAACUUCAAUCAAAGUGUUAAAAAAGCAUUUACUGAAGCUGUCAAAACGGCCUACUAUAUGCACGCUACUUUAAAUUGCACAACUCUUCGACAAUACUUUUAGUUCUGAUUCUACAUGAAGUAAAUAGUUGAAUGGUAAAAUAUUUCUUGACUUGAGUGAUGCCUCUUUAAUUAAGUCAUGAAUCAAGGUUUAUACUUCCAAUAUAUUAAUGACUUUGAUGUCAGGUGAGGUAUUUCAGUUUAUUUGUUGUAACUAGUAAUACUAUAAAUUUAAAAUACCCUUUAUGAAAGCCAUGAUUAAAAUAAUGAUGCUUUUGAAAUACUGGUUGUGCGAACCAGUUCAAUUUUGUAUUUUUAAUGCACGUCACAGUCGUUAACAUAUUGGAAGUAUGAACCUUCAUAACUUAAAGACGCAUCUCUCAAAUCAGGAAACAUCUUACUAUUCGACUAUUUACUUCAUGAAGAAUCAGUACUGGAAAUAUUGUCGAAGGGUUCACUUUAACGACGAGUUCGAAGCACUGAAGUCAUUGAGAAAGGUGGACUGUAUUCUUUGUAGUGUUUAUAUUUUGAUUUAACAAGUAGGCGUACGUGUUCAGUUUUGUACAGUUAUUCACCACGAGCAAAUACCAAUCGACAAGGAAAGAAUCAGCCAAUCAAAAAUAUCAUAAUAAUCAACCAAUCACGCACUUUGCUUUAAACAUGUGGUGAACUUAUUUUAUCAAUAAACGUCACGAGCUUUUUUACCUUGCAA